Prunus armeniaca (apricot) is the source of this 1302-nucleotide messenger RNA. The record is from the annotation of a GenBank genome assembly. NCBI's taxonomy places the organism in Eukaryota, Viridiplantae, Streptophyta, Magnoliopsida, Rosales, Rosaceae.
AUGGCGAGGAGGCUACACGUGAUGGGAAUUCCAGAGGGGGCGGUGGCGGAUGAUACUGAUGCCAACAAUAUGUCUCUAUAUAUAUGUACCCACGAGUGCACCACCCAUCAUGCUCGUUACGAUAUCCGUGCCAUCAGAUUGAGCGAUUUAUCAUCCAUACUCAAAUCCAAAUCCCAAUCCCAAUCCAAGUUUACUAAAUCAGAGUUGCUGCGAAAAUUGGCGUUUAUAGAGGGUGAUGAUGUUCCUUACUUGAUGGGUUGCGGUUUGUUCGGCUCCCAAAUUCUUCUUGCCGGUGGCCAGAAACCGCCGGGCCCCGAGAUGUCGAUAGGGUGUCGAUACGGACCAUAUGGGAGCACACAAAUUUAUCUGUUUGAGACAGAUGAUGAUGAUGAGAAAAGAAAGGAGAAAGUUUACAAUCACGGUAACCGCUUUGGAUCUUCACCGCCCUUCACCCCUCCUUCUCACGAUCACAUUCACAGUGGGGGUAUCAUCAAGGGGAACUGCUGCUAUGGUAAACUUCAUCAAGUGAAAGCUGAACCAUUGGUGGUUGAGGUUGGUGGGAAGCUCUUUGUUCUCUCUGGGGGUCUGCUAGCUUCAUCUGAAAGUCCAAUUUUUGAGGAGUUCAACCCGUGUGAAGGUAGUUGGACCACUCUGCCGGACCCUCCAGAUAUGUGGCGUUAUACUAGUGAAUUUCAUUACUUCUCCUGUGCAAUUGUGGGCACCAAGAUCAUGGUGUCCACCCCAAUAUCUCCGGUGUUCUGCUUUGACGUGGCUGGCCCGAAUCCCCGCCAAUGGUCAGUGUGCUCUGCUGUGCCUUUUCCCUUCAAAGGCAUGGCUUUAGUGUUGGACUCGGGGCUGGAUGAUAAUUGUAGUAAGAUAGUGUUUGGCUAUGAAGACGUCCCCGGACAUGGUGAUGACAUAGUAGCCUACAUGAUGUUCAACGAUAAUGAAAAUGGUUAUUGUUCUUGGUUUCCCAUCGCCCCUCUAAAUCUGCUCACAGAGUUCAGUAAAUUAGUAUUAGUUGGUGGACCAGAUGACACGUUUAGUUUUGUCCAUCUAGGAGGUGGAAAAGUCUGCUUUGCUGGUUCCUGUUUCACCCCAAGCUUGGAUCCUCCUGUUAGUUUGGAGGAGGACAUGAAUCUUAUUGUCGUGACAUUCGAAUUUUCCAUUUCCGAUAAGGAUAGUAAUUCAGCAAGAAUCUUGGCAGUCAAAGCCUUGGGUUUUUGCAUCUUUCCUUUGGAUUUUGCUUCAGAAGAGGGUAAGCGAUGCCAGGCCAAACUGCUCGGUUGCUUUGUGCGCUAA